Messenger RNA from Phacochoerus africanus (Common warthog), 3482 nucleotides. It is a transcript of the gene MBIP, whose product is annotated as MAP3K12 binding inhibitory protein 1. The coding region runs from base 95 to 1042 and encodes 315 amino acids. NCBI's taxonomy places the organism in Eukaryota, Metazoa, Chordata, Mammalia, Artiodactyla, Suidae. The transcript has 8 exons. The record is from RefSeq and is a predicted model, not a curated record. Gene Ontology annotation, cellular component: cytosol.
GCGUUUACAUCAUCGGGGAGCGACGAAGGCAGGAGAGGGAGGGGUGUGUUGUGAGCACACCUUGGUGCUGGUGGGGGUGGCCUACGAAAGUGUCAUGGCUGCCGCCGCUGAGCUUAGUCGCGCGACCCUCGGUGACAGGAGCAUGGAGCGGAGCUGCAGCCCCAACCUCUCCCAAGAGGUGGUCUGCGAAGUCUUUCGCUCCUUGCAUACCCUUGCUGGACAACUUAACCUCAGAGAUGAUGUGGUGAAAAUUACAAUCGAUUGGAACAAGCUCCAGAGCCUCUCGGCAUUCCAGCCUGCUUUGCUCUUUAGUGCACUUGAGCAACACGUUUUAUAUUUACAGCCUUUUUUAGCAAAACUUCAGCCUCUAAUUAAAGAGGAGAAUACAGCAGUUGUUGAAGAGAUAGGAAAAACAGAAACAGGGAACAAGAAUGAAGUAAAUGCCAAAUUUCCCAUUGAUGACCUACAAGAGGAAGAAAAGCAAAAAGAUUGUGAUUUAGGAGAUAUGAAAAAGACACAGAUCCAUUUUGAUCCAGAAGUCGUUCAAAUAAAAGCUGGAAAAGCAGAAAUUGACAGACGAAUAUCUGCGUUUAUUGAAAGAAAGCAAGCUGAAAUCAAUGAAAACAACGUCAGGGAAUUUUGCAAUGUUAUUGAUUGUAAUCAAGAAAAUAGUUGUGCGAGAACUGAUGCCGUUUUUACUCCUUACCCUGGAUUUAAAAGUCAUGUAAAAGUUUCUAGAGUUGUGAAUACAUAUGGACCACAGACUAGACCUGAAGGAAUUCAAGGAUCAGGUCAUAAACCUAACAGCAUGCUCCGGGAUUGUGGUAAUCAGGCUGUAGAAGAACGACUGCAAAAUAUUGAGGCUCACUUGCGGUUGCAGACAGGUGGUCCAGUGCCAAGAGACAUUUAUCAGAGAAUUAAAAAACUUGAGGAUAAAAUCCUUGAAUUGGAAGGCAUCUCUCCUGAAUAUUUUCAAUCUGUGCCUCUGAAGGGCAGGAACUGUGUCUUACUAUCUUUGAACACAGAGUAUAGUUGGCAUUGAAUAAAUGUGUGAAUGAAUGGAUAGGACCUGGCUGAUAGUUCAUUUUUGGAUUUGUAAAGAUAAGUGAACUUGGUUCCAAAGCACUGACUAGAUGCAGUCUUUAAUCUAGUGGUAAGUCCUGGUUCUAAAGGGAAGUGUGGGGAGAAGGGCGCACUGAAGGCCACAUCAGCUUCAUGCACACAGGCCGUAUACAUGUGAAAGUCAUGGUGGGCCUGUAGCAUGAGGUGAACAAGUGGAUCCAGAUGGAAAAUUAAAUUGCAAACACAUUUUGGAGGGCCUUGAAGGACACACUAGCUCAUCUGCAGUUCAUUGUUGGAGCAUGGUUACGUUUUUGAGAAAGAGAAACCUGAAAUUUAGAUUCCUGUCUGGCAGCAUUGUGAAGUUGUGAGUUGGAGAGAGCUUGGAGUCUGGGAAAGCAGUUGAGGACACAUGGUCCGCAUGAGGGAGAAAUGAAGAUCCAUCAGGGCAGUGGGACUAGAAAGGAAGAAAAAUUUAUGGCACUGCGCCUGUAACCCUUUACAGUUAGUAAUCUUUUACAGUUGAUUAGAAGUUCACAAGGAAGGGUGCUGGUCAUGGAAGAGGCCUCCUUACCACUGAAUUUCCAUAGAGCAUGGGUUCCCUGGACCUCUGUGUGUUUAAUCAACUUUUUUUGGGGACACAGGCAUUAUAAAAGUAACUAUAAAUUACCUGCUAAGGUAAAAUAAUGGGAGAGUAGGGACAAUUUUAAUUGUCUCUGUCCAGCUGUUUAUUUAGUGUGCUGUGUUCUCACACAUUUUUCUCUCAGGUACCACAAGUUGCUAAAAUUUCCACUUUUUACAGUGACAUUUCCUUGUACGUAAAAGAAUAAAUGCUAAAGCUGGUCUAGAGUAUCCAUAACAGAUAUGUCUAAGUGUUCUGCUUGUCAAUAUAGUCUGCUCAGACCUAAAAUUAGCCCCUCAGACCACGUUUUACUGUUUUGAACCACUGAUGUCCCUGUUCUGAUACUUCUCACUUUGGUUUCAUGAUAUAGUAAUGAUCUGACUGUUCAAUGACAUGGGAACUGUCCAUAUUUUACAGAUUAAGCUGUUAGAAAAAACAAAGGUAAGUGUAUCUUUAUCAGAUGUGUAAAAGCCUACCUCUGGGGAAGGUAGGAGACUGAGCUGUGACCAAUUAAACAUUAAGCUCUUACCACCACAGGGAUCCAGCUCAGUUUGACAAAGGAAGGAGCCUGUUUAUAUAAGCACUUUCCCUCCCAUAUUUAAUAAUUCCAAAACUUAGUGAUUUCCCACUUACUAUAAACCACUGAUAAGAGGCAUUAUUAUGUCAGUAUUCUUUGAAAAGAGCUUUUGACACAAAGGAAAUGAGAAUUUUUACUUUCUCUUCUGAAUCUCAGUUGUCAGAAACGUCCACAAGAAAAUUUUGCCACCUAUGUUGACAGUUCCUUCGUCACAUGUACCAGUAUACUAAUUUGCCAUUCAAGAGCUUGUGGUUCUGUGAAACUAAGAACAAAGUCUGGAAAUAAUUCAUUAGGUCAGGGUUUAAAAAACUUUGUGCUGUUAUGAUUAGUUACCAGCUUCAAGUAACAGAAAUUUAAACUCAAACUGGUAUAAAUAGUAUGGAAAUAAUUUUAUGGGAAGUUCAACAGUAAUGCAGUCUUUAGGGUAAAUUGAUUUAUUGGGCUAAAUCAUAAUUGUUAAAGAACUGAGCUCUUUUCCCCCUCAACUCUGCCUGGGGUUGGCUUUUUUCCCUGGGCAGAUGGCAAGACAGGUGUCCUCUCCAGAUAACAGCAGUGUCCAGAACUGCAUCCUUUGAGGGCUUUCUCUUAGAAGUGAGGAAAGUUUUUUUCCAGAAGCUCUCCCCUUUCUCCCCAGCAGACUUCUCCUUAAUCAUUGGCCAGAAUUGGGAUGGUGCCCGUUUUAGCCACUGACAAAGACCCAGGGGUUGGGAUCAGUAUGCCGCUGAGUCACAUAGAAGAGCAGUAGGUAGCUGCUGACUCAGCAUCCACAGCAUCCAUUAUAGUUAGUCAAGGGGUGUUUGUGUGUGUGUGUGUGCACGCACACGUGCGCACUCUUCCACCCUAUUCCAGGCUUGGUUUUUCCAUGGCUAUUGCUGCUUCACUUGUUCAGUAUCCUGGGAUAGAAAUAUUCUAAGAAAGGAAACUGAGUAGAAAAUCCCCAGAGCGCCUCUUACUACCAUCAGCCUCAUUAGACGCUGGGAAUUAAUGGGAAAGUGUGUCUAGCGGGAUGAGCGUGUUGCUGUGAUGUAACCACUAUAUACUUUUAAUAUCGUCUUUGGAGGGUAACUUCCAAAGGGGAAGAAGACAGGUAACAGUUACCAAAAGUGCUAGGUGAGUCCAUGAGCUUUGUGUCUGUCAGGAUUCUCCUUAUUUUGUUCACUGUUCUAUGAAGGAAAUUUUUUUGGACUUUCUAAGCAUUGAUUACUUACUAGUUUUUUACUUUUA